Molecule: messenger RNA, 1394 nt
Organism: Misgurnus anguillicaudatus (oriental weatherfish)
Lineage: Eukaryota; Metazoa; Chordata; Actinopteri; Cypriniformes; Cobitidae
Source: RefSeq, a predicted model, not a curated record
GGAGCGCAGAUGAAUUUUUCAGUUGCCUUCAGCAAUGGGACGAAUCUUAUUGAUGAUGGAUUUUAUCUAGUUGCCUUCCGCACUUUGGCCAAUAAAAACUACCUCAUUUUGGCCUUGUCCAUCAUCUACAUCAUCACCUUGAUGGGUAAUCUUGUUUUGCUGGCUGUGGUCCUAAUGAACUCCAGUUUACACAACCCCAAAUAUCUCGCUGUGUGUAAUCUAGCCGUUGUCGACAUUUCAAUGAACAGUGUUAUUAUUCCUCAAAUGGUGCCUGUGUUUGUGUUUAACCAGAACCGACUUUCAUUUGGAACAUGCUUUUCUCAAAUGUUUUUCAUGCAUUUCUUUGGUGACAUGGAGUCUUUCUCUCUUGCUCUUUUGGCUUACGACCGCCUGGUUGCCAUCUGCUGGCCCCUGCGUUACCCCACCAUUAACACCAAUCCGAGGAUGAUGCUCAUAAUAGCAGGGAUUUGGUUUCUGGUUUUUCUGCUUGAUAUUUUCCCAGUAACUCUGGCUGCCAUGUUGCCUUACUGCAACUCCAGAGAGGUUAAAAGCUGCUGUUGCGAGCACGGUCCAGUAUAUCUACUGGCCUGUGCGGACAUUACUUACAACAGGAGACUGGCUACAGCUAAAACACUGACAACUUUACUGGGACCUUUGACGUUUAUUAUUGUCACCUAUGUGAUAGUGGUGGUGGCAGUGCUGCGCAUUGCAUCCAUAGCACAGCGCUGGAAGGCCUUUCAUACCUGUCUCAACCACCUGCUGCUGGUCCUGAUCUAUUACAUGCCAGUUAUUCUUGCAUAUGUACUAGGGAACCUGCGGUUGGGGUUGGUUCAGUAUGCUGAUAUUUUCACAGCUGCGCUGACCGUGUCUGUAACGCUUCCUCCAAUGCUGAAUCCCAUCAUAUACAGCUUAAAGACUGAUGAACUGAGAGACAAAAUAAUGAAGUUUUUGAGAAAGCCAAAGGUGGCACAAGAGAUUCAAAAUUAGGUAAAUGGUUAACUAAAAUCAUAUUUCUUUAAAAAAAUAAGGUACUUAAUAACCAAACUUCACAUUUAAGCCAUGUUAAGCAUGUUAAGCAGAAUCUCUGUUACAGAAAAUAUUCUGGUUUUCUACAUAAUAUUGUAGAACAUUUUUAUAAUUUGGUUCAUGUUUAAAUAUCACAUUGUAUCCGUUUUAAAUGGCUACAUCAAUGCAUUGUCUCUAAAAUGUAAGUAAGGACAAAAUACAGUAUGUAUGAAUUACAAUACAUGACACUGUAAAUUGUACUUGCAUAUCAAGCUUUCAUUUUGUAAUUCACAAUUAUUCUGGAUUAAAACAGUUAAUGCUUUAUUUUUAAAUUUUAGAGGCCAUUGUAAAGCCCACUGUACAACCAUCUUAGAUCAUAAAAGAUUAAA